CGGGCGGGGGCGCCGAAAAGCGCGCCGACACACACGCUCGUCCCCCUUAGUACCCAGCCGCCAGCCCGCUAGCCCGCGCCCGCGCCUCCGCCUGCAACGAUCGAUUCCGGCGUUUGGUCUCCGCGUCGUCGUCCUGGUCGUCAACCGCCAACCGCCCGCCGCGGUCGCGCUCCUGUAAAUAGCAAUAAUUCGCGUUCGUUUUCAAGGUCGGUAAGGCCAGGCGCGGACUCCCGGUGCAGCUACACGUAGUUCAGUGCAUCAUCCGCCGGCGAUCGUCGCAUCCCACCGUCUCCGAAAAAAAAAAAAAACGCCAAACGCGCUUGUUGUUAGUGCUGUGAUCGCUAUCGUCCUUCCGUCGUUCGUUCUUCUCUUCAUCGUCCUCCUCCGCAAUGGCAACGACCGUUUUUUAGCAGCGUUUACCCAGCCGCUCAGCUUAUCGCACAGAUAAACGUAUCGAAAGCCCAUCGAACCAGUUUCGCACUACGUAUGGCACGCAACUGUAGUUUACCAAACACCACCCGGCAGUACGGGCCGCAAUUCAAGUCGCACCAACGACGCCGCAUGAAAAACUUGGACCCGUCGACGACGAGGACGAGUCACGCAAACGCCGUAAAUUCGCCAAUUGCGUCACGCGGGCAGCACGGACGCGGAUUACACGAGUGGUCAAUGAACGGCCGCGAAGCCGCUAUAGAAACUAAUCCGAGCAAAGAGCGCGAUCAAUUCCCAGCAUGGCCGACGCGCAGGGCGACGACGGCGGCAGAGAUGUAAGCGAAGCCUCGGAACCAUUAAUGCCGGCUGCCGUGGAACACCAGCUCGAAGAUGUGGUGCUCCCGGUGUUGGAGGGUGACCAUGACUCGUCCUCGCAACACUUCUACGACUCGAACAUCAUCCACGGCAACAGUAAUAACACAGCGGCGAAUUCACCCAGCAGAACCAUACCACUGCUAUCUGCAGCGCUGGGUGGUGAAAAGUUCUGUGAGACAGACCUGCUGCUGAAUGGCGUUGGCGUUGGUACCAACGGAGUGCUUCCGAAACCGGAAUUGCAUGUCCAGUUCAAUCAUAACAGCGGCGUCAACCUGAUCGAUGAAGAGAAUGCGAAGAUGGCCGAUAGUCUUUCCAGCCGCGAGGAGGGCGGCAGUGAAUCAUCGAGCAGUUCCGAAUCGAGUAUCGAAUUAGCUGAGAGUAGACCUCCGGAUGGUGGCUGGGGCUGGGUGGUGGUGGUUGCUUCGUUUGUCGUGAACCUCAUCGCCGACGGCGUCACACUGAGUUUUGGUGUCAUUUUUGUUGAAUUUAAAACGUACUUCGGAGAGAGUCUGGGCAAAACCGCCUGGAUCGGCAGUGUCUUCAUGGCGAUGCCGUUGUUGAGCGGACCAAUCGCGAGCUUCCUAACGGACCGCUACGGCUGUCGCCGGGUGACAAUCAUUGGUUCGAUAUUGGCUUCCACUGGAUUCGUCAUAAGUUCAAUGGCGAACAGUAUGGAGAUUUUGUUCAUAACAUUCGGAGUCCUCGCAGGAUUUGGACUGAGUUUGUGUUACGUGGCGUCGGUGGUGAUCGUGGCGUAUUACUUCGACAAGCGAAGGUCCUUCGCCACAGGUUUAUCGGUGUGUGGCAGCGGUAUUGGUACAUUUAUCUUCGCGCCGUUGACUCAGGCCCUAAUCACAGAGUACGGCUGGCGUGGCACUACUUUAAUCUUGGCCGGACUCUUUCUUAAUUUAGCGGUGUGUGGCGCUUUGAUGCGGGAUUCGCCAUGGACGCCUAGCCAUAAGGCAAAGCGUCAGAGGAAACUUGAUCGAGAGUUGAAGAAGAACAAGAAGAACGCCUCGGUGGAAACUUUCUCAGUGAGCAACAGCACGAACACGGCCAGUGUGCUCCAACCCAUCCUAGAGGCCCACGAGCCCAGUGAUCAUGCCAAACCUGAAAACUUUGAUAUCAAACUUUCGUCGUCCCUUGUCAACCUUCCUACUUACGUGCGUAACGGUGAGAAAGUCCCCAUCGAGGUGAUUGAACUUCUGUCCACACACAAGAAUGUCUAUAACGUCCUAAUGCAAAACUAUCCUAGUUUACUCACACCUUCAAGAAGCUUCAGUGAUUCCGGCAGGCUCAAUGAGGCUAUGCAUCAGCACAACGUACGGUUUACACAACCGCAAUCGCCGCUGUCGAUAGAAAGUCCACGUGGCACUACCAGUCCACAGAGCCCACCACCAACAACAGAAACAAAUCAACCGCGCUCUGCGGACGCAGCAUACCUCUGGUGGCUGAAACGCAAUCAAAUCACACCGCCACGUAUCAAUCCGCAGAAGAAGGUCAAUACCACCACAGCGUACUUGAAGGAUCUACGGGUGCACCGUUUGUCCUUGACCUAUCGCGGGGCGAUGUUAAACAUCAACCGGUACCGCCUGCGCGCGUCUAGUUGUCCGGACAUCUACCGCAACUCCAUGACAACCAUUGCGAAGGAGAAGAAUGAGUGGCAGGUGGCAUUCAAAGAGUUCUGGGCGUUGAUCGUCAACAUGUUCGAUUUCUCGCACUUUGCCGACAUGAAGUUUCUGCUGUUUGCAAUCUCCAACUUCCUGCUCUACACAUGGUAUGAUGUGCCCUAUGUGUACAUCGCCGACUACGCGCAGAACAUCGGUUUCAGUGAAGAGGAUUCCUCCAUGCUCAUUGGGCUGAUCGGCAUCGUGAAUACAGUGGGAGAGGUCAUCCUCGGAUGGGCGGGUGACCGUCCUUGGAUCAACGCCGGGCUGAUCUAUGCGGUAUGCAUGGCAUUAUGCGGGGCAGUCAUCGCCUUGACUCCACUGUUCAAAACCUUCUGGGCCUUGGCGACCAUCUCCGGCCUCUUCGGGUUGUUCAUCGCGGCAAACUACUCGCUGACCUGUAUUAUUCUGGUCGAGCUGAUCACUCUGGAGAAGUUCACCAAUGCAUACGGACUGUUGUUGCUUGUUCAAGGUGUUGCCAAUUUGAUAGGCCCACCUUUAGGAGGUUGGCUGUGUGAUGUGACGGGAACAUACGACUUAUCAUUUUACCUGGCGGGCAUCUUCAUCGCAAUCAGCGGCAUGAUGUUGGUGGUGCUGCCCACGGCGAACAGAUAUAAACGCUUCCAGACCAUCCAGCGCAAUGCGUCGCAGACAUCCAGAGAACCACGCUUCUAUCAGGUGCUCGCGUCUUGCCUCACCGGACGCGUGGAUGUCAAGACCCCACUGGAGAACCACGUCUAGGCGCCACUCACACACCAGUCACACACAUGACACACAAAAAAUAUUUCACAAAGUGAACUUAUUUGCGGCGCGCCCGAGUAGGUGAUGUUCCGUCAAUUCAAUUCAUAGGCAUGUAAGUGUAAACAUUGAUUAAGGAAAGGGAAGAGACUCUCUUAUUCAAUGGUGUAAGAGUAAUCACACCGCUAGAAAACCAAAAAUGUUGCAGUGGCUCGUGUUGCCAUUUUGGAGGGUGCAGCACCCUCCGUGUUGACUAGACUAGAUUUGGAGAUAUAGGGUGAUUCCAUCGUAUGGCUGUUGCAAACCUUUUUAAACUAUGAUAGUAGAUAGACUUACGAUAUCUAGCUGAUAAUAUUAAUUAUUAUAUAAUAUGAAUUCUUGUUACGGCGUUUCCAAUAACAAAUAGUAUUUUAUUGCGAGGUGAUUCGUCAUCGACGAUAUGCAAUAAGUAUUUUCGAAUUUAACUCUUAUCUUAACGCGACGAGCAAGACGCCAGGUGAAGCCGAGCUAUUACCACGCAAUCGGAUAACGAAACUAAGCAAAUAAUAUACCAAUACACUCACGAGAUUACAAUUUACCUAUAGUGCGCACACGGGACAUUGUAAUGCCCUCCGAAUUCCAGUAAUAUAGUAGAUACUGUGCAAGUAACUGCGAAGAACGUACCUUUUUCCAAUCAGCGUGUUGAUUAUUGUGUAAAAUUGAUAAGAAAUUAGCGUGAUAGGCGUGAAUUUCAAGUGCUAGUUUUGUACACGUGAGCGAGAGUGUAACGGAAACUUAAAAAUAUUCUAAUGAACUAAAAAUUGAAAAGACUAAAGACUAUUCUAUGUAAACGGAAUACUAAUUAAUACGAAAACGAGUUGCAGAGACGCAGAGAACAAAUGUGUACAUAGAUAAAUGAAAGAAAGAUUAUUUUUUGCCUUGUCGACUAAUCGCAUCAGAUAGUAUUCUAUAUUUUUCAAAACAAAUAACCAAAACCAAAGGCAAUGUGAAGAAUGUCUAAACGGAGCGCAGCGCUCCCUUUCUAAACACAAUUAGUUCAUAACUAAUUCCAAUUGUAAGUAAACAAAAUCUCAGGUUUUAUGUAAUACGAGAAGAUGCGACGAUGAAUCAGCUCAAAACCCGUUUGGUUCCACGACGACGACGACGACGACGACGUGUAUUACUUGCGACGAUUUAGGAUUUCGUUGUUUUUCGAUGUACCAUUACGAUAAUCAUGAAAAUUGCGGCUAAAAUCGACUAAAAUUAAAUUAAACGAUGGACGGCGACGUUCGAUAAAACAAAGUGAAUAUUAAUUAAUUAACUAAAAUGGCGGACGCGGACGACCAUAAAAACAAAACAGGUUGACGACACAAAUGUAGACUGUUAUUUUCGUAAAGCAUUAGAAUGUACCAAAAAAAAAAGAAGAAGAUACUAUUGUUAAUGGGCAUAAUUGAUACGAUAGCUUAUUAGUGAAUAAGAUGGAGGCAUGCGAGCAAUUACGAUGCGCGGAGAGCAGAUACACAUAACUAUACUCAGAUUAAUUUUGUAGACAAGGCUGUGUUGAAUACGAUUAGUAGUAAUAUAUAAAUAUACAUUUAUAGGUAGCAUCCACGACGAAUAAAUUAUUAUCACGUA
This is a messenger RNA of Dalotia coriaria, 4823 nucleotides long. RefSeq lists its product as uncharacterized. The coding region runs from base 729 to 3212 and encodes 827 amino acids. Gene Ontology annotation, biological process: transmembrane transport. Gene Ontology annotation, molecular function: monocarboxylic acid transmembrane transporter activity. NCBI's taxonomy places the organism in Eukaryota, Metazoa, Arthropoda, Insecta, Coleoptera, Staphylinidae. The record is from RefSeq and is a predicted model, not a curated record. The transcript is spliced from 4 exons. Gene Ontology annotation, cellular component: membrane.